CCCCCCCGCAGGGAGCCUAGGCGCCCCGUUCCCAUACAUGGGCAGCGCGGGGCCCGGCCGGGAAGCGGCGUCACGGGCUGGGGGGGCAGGGAGGGAGGGGGGCUCCAGGGCUGGGACCCUCCCCCCCAACCCCCCAGCCACCGGGAAGUGGGGACGCGGCGCCGGACAGGGCUAUGGACGACCUGGACGCCCUCCUGGCCGACCUGGAGACAACGACGUCCCACAUCGCUAAGCACCCAGUGCUGCUCACGGCCCCAGGGGAUGGGGGGGCAGAGCCUCGUCCCCCUCCCCCGCCCUACAGCCCCAAGCACCAGGUGACAGCCUUGGACCUGGCCCCGCCCCCAGGGGGUGACAAAGAGCACCUCUACAGCACGGUGGUGAAGCCGAGGCCACCGGCCCCAUCCCCACCCCCUGCAGCGGUCCUGGCCCCGGGCCUGGGAGAGCUGGACCGGCUCCUGCAGCAGCUCAGUGCCACCCAUGGCUCCAUCGCAGAUGAGAUCCUGGCCCAGUUCCCGCCCAGCCAUGGGCCCGAUGGGGACAAGGAGACGGAGCCUGGAGAUGGGGGGUCACCCAGACGGUCUCCUAGCUCCUCCCCUCCACCCUCGAAGCCCUCGGCCACCUCAGCCACGCUGGAGCUGGACAAGCUCAUGGCCUCCCUCUCCGACUUUCGGGUCCAGAGCAACCUCCCUGGGGCCCAGCAGGCGGUGGUGACCCCGGCCCCGCCACCUGGUGAGGGGUCGCUGGACUCGAUGCUGGUGCUGCUGCAGUCAGACCUGAGCCGCCAGGGGGUUCCCACAGGCGCCAAGGGGCUCUGCGCCUCCUGCCAAUUGCCUGCCGGUGCGUGUGGGCAGGUGGUGACGGCACUGGGCUCGCCAUGGCACCCCGAGCACUUCGUGUGCGCGCAGUGCGGCGUGGCGCUUGGCGGCUGCAACUUCUUCGAGAAGGACGGCGCCCCGUACUGCGAGCGCGACUACUUCCAGCGCUUCGCCCCCCGCUGCGCCCGCUGCCACCAGCCUAUCCUGGACAAAAUGGUGACAGCGCUGGACCAGAACUGGCACCCAGAGCACUUCUGUUGCGUGAAAUGUGGGAAGCCCUUUGGCGAGGAAGGCUUCCAUGAGAAAGAGGGGCGCCCAUACUGCCGCGAUGACUUCGCCGAGCUCUUCUCGGCGCGGUGCCAGGCCUGCAGCGCCGCCAUCUUGGACAGCUACAUCUCUGCUCUUGGCGCCCUCUGGCACCCGCACUGCUUCGUCUGCCGGGAGUGCUACGCGCCCUUUGCGCAGGGCAGCUUCUUCGAGCAUGGGGGCCGUCCCUACUGCGAGCGCCACUACCACCAGCGCCGCGGGUCGCUGUGCGGCGGGUGCGGGGGCCCCAUCGCCGGGCGCUGCGUCACCGCCAUGGCGCGGCGCUUCCACCCCGAGCACUUUGUCUGUGCCUUCUGCCUGCGCCCGCUGACCAAGGGCACCUUCCAGGAGCACGGCGCCAAGCCCUACUGCCAGCCCUGCUUCCUCAAGCUCUUUGGUUGAGGUCCUGCCCUCCUUGGCAGAGGCUGCGCCCACUGCCUGGGUAGAGGAUGCACCCACUUCCUGUUUGGGGACCCCUAUUUUUGGGUUGGGGGGAGUGACACCCACUUCCUGGGUGGGAGACACACCCACUUCCUGUUUGGCGGCCCCUGUUUUUGGGUGGGGGUGGGCCCACACCUACUUUCUGUUUGGGGACCUCCAAAAAUGCAGGUCCACAAGCAGGAAGUAGACCCCACUCACAUUUCCUGUUUGGGGACUCCCAUUUCCAGAUUGGGGUGGAGCUACGCCCACUUCCUGGGUAAAAACUCUACCCACUUCCUGUUUAGGGACCAUCAUUUUUGGGUUGGGGUGGAGCCACACCCAUUUCCUGAGUAGAAACUCUACCCAUUUCCUCUUUAGGGACCUUUUUUUCUGGGUUGCGGUGGAGCCACACCCACUUCCUGAGUAGAGUCCCUGCCCACUUCCUGUUUAGGGACCCCCAGUUUUGGGUUGGAGUGGAGCCACACCUACUUCCUGGGUAGGCCCCAUACCCACUUCCUGUUUGGAGACCCCCAUUUCCAGGUUGGUGAGGAGCCAUACCCACUUCCAGGGUAGAAGAUACACCCACUUCCUGUUUGCUGACUCAUUUUUGAGUUGGGGUGAUGCCACACCCACUUCCUGAGUAGCGUCCCUGCCCACUUCCUGGUUGGGGACCUCCAUAUGCAGGCUGAGCCACACCUACUUUCUGGAUAAAGGCCACACUUGGGAAUCUCCAUUUUUGGGCUGGGGUAGAGCCACACCCACUUCCUGUUUAGGGACCUCCAUUUCCAGGUGGGGGUGGAGCCUCACCAACUUCCUGGUUAGAAGCCCUGCCUACUUCCUGUUUGGGGACCCUACCUCUGGGUUACAGACGGAGCUCCACCCACUUCUGGGAAAAAAGGCCCACCUACUUCCAGCGGGAAAGGCCCACUGGGUUGGGGACCACACUUCCGGGUCAGGGGGCAAAGGCCCGCCUACUUCCAGGUUCAAAGAUUUGCC
Molecule: messenger RNA, 2537 nt
Organism: Alligator sinensis (Chinese alligator)
Lineage: Eukaryota; Metazoa; Chordata; Crocodylia; Alligatoridae
Gene: TGFB1I1
Product: transforming growth factor beta 1 induced transcript 1
Exons: 11
Coding region: 174-1523 (449 amino acids)
Biological process (GO): actin cytoskeleton organization; muscle structure development
Cellular component (GO): Z disc; stress fiber; filamentous actin
Molecular function (GO): actin binding; muscle alpha-actinin binding
Source: RefSeq, a predicted model, not a curated record